Molecule: messenger RNA, 640 nt
Organism: Danaus plexippus (monarch butterfly)
Lineage: Eukaryota; Metazoa; Arthropoda; Insecta; Lepidoptera; Nymphalidae
Exons: 4
Coding region: 109-573 (154 amino acids)
Source: RefSeq, a predicted model, not a curated record
UCGACUUGUUAUCAUUAUUGUGUAUCUAGGUUAAGAAUCCGGCCACUUUCGUAUUUUUAUCGAAAUAAGUUAAACAAUUCCCUCGUACAUCUGAGAGUCCAGUUUAAAAUGGAGGAAGAAUCAAGCUCUGGAUGUCAACUGAGACGACGUCGUGGUCUCGGUAACCGUCGUUUAGAUCUCAAUCUAGACGUCGGUUUCCAAAUAAGUGAAGGUGCUAGCCACAGCCAAGCGACCCCUUCCCCCAGCUACAUGAGGCUGACGCCUAGUUCUGUCCCCAGCUCAGCUAGACUACUGCAGGAAUUUAAGAACAAACAACAAUCAUUUGAUAUUCAGGUGGAGGAUUGCGAGGAGAUCGAAAUAAUAAUUGAGAGCGAUGAAGAAGGGGAAGAGGAUGAAAAUGCUGUGGCGACAGUUCCGAAUAGACCGAUCACACCCACACCGGUUCAGGACUUUGGCACGAGCGUCCUUUAUAUGGAAGGUCCUCAGGCCACUGAUUUCUUGAAAGUGAAAACGAUAGAACAGGAUUGCUAUACAGAUGUAUCAGACGCCGGAUCAGAUGACGAAGAACAAUAAUAUUUUACAAAUAUUGGUACAUUUAUUCUCUUAGUCAUUAUAUUAUAGAUUGAAUCAAUAAUAAAAU